AUGGGUGGUCAACCGUCCAAAAGCGGAGUCGCUGGCGAGGACGAGAAGGCAAUCUCACAACGCCUUCGUUCCAUGGGGUUUCCGGAGGAGUAUGACGAUGUCCAAGGUGGAAUGGGAAGCGAAAAGGGCGGAGGUCGAAGGCCGAGACGGGAUGCGGAGCCGCUACCCCUGGACGCUGUCGCACUGCUGCCGUCGUGCAUACUGAAGGAUGCCAAAAAUAGACUGGCCCUCGCCGCCCUGAGCACCGCAGACCCUCGGCAGGCUCUCAAGUCGAUUCCCGCUCAGCUCACCAAUCAACAAGUCUUCAAUAUCAAGAUCCCCUUCGAAGGAGCGCCGAUCGCGAACCAGCGCUCGAGUGGCCGCUGCUGGCUGUUCGCCUCGACCAACGUCUUCCGUGUCGCUCUCAUGAAGAAGUACAGGCUCGACUCGUUCGAGCUCUCGCAGGCCUACCUCUUCUACUGGGACAAGCUCGAAAAGGCCAACUGGUUCCUCGAGCAAGCGAUUGAUACGGCCGACGAGGAGCUCGAGGGUCGGCUGGUUCAGACGCUCAUGAGUGACCCCUCCUCCGACGGCGGUCAGUGGGAUAUGGUGUACAAUCUCGUCGACAAGUACGGCCUCGUUCCUCAGGCGCUGUACCCGGAUAGUUGGAACGCGAUGAACUCGGGCAUGCUCAACAUCAUCGUCAAGAACAAGCUUCGUGAGUUUGGCCUGAAGUUGCGGAAGAUGGCUCGCGAGGGCGACCAGUUACCACCAGCCGCUUUCAGCGGCACCAAAAUCAUAAUGCUGCGAGAGAUUCAGCAGAUCCUGACACUGCUCCUCGGCCCGCCACCGAAUCCUAUGCACGAGUUUAUGUGGCAGUACAACGACAAGGACGGCAAGGCGCAGGAGCUGACGACAACCCCAAGGCAGUUUGCCAAGAAUAUUGCGAGUCCGGAAUUCCGCAUCAGCUCGGCCGUGAUCGAGUCCAUGGUUUCGCUGGUGCACGAUCCACGCCAUGAGCCCCUCUCGCGCCUCACAGUAUCCCGGCUCGGCAACAUCGUCGGCGGCCGCGGAAUCAGCUACAUCAAUGUCGACAUGGAUACGCUCAAGUCGACGUGCGUCAAGAUGAUCAAAGCCGGCCUGCCCAUCUUCUUCGGCUGCGACGUCGGCAAGUUCAGCGAUCAAGCGUCGGGCAUCAUGGACACCGAGUUGUUCAACUACGACAUCGGCCUCGACACAGGCCUUCUCGGCAUGACCAAGGCACAGAGACUCCGUACGGGAGAGAGUCAGAUGACGCACGCCAUGGUGCUGACCGCCGUUCACGUGGACGAAGAGACCGGUAAGCCAGUGCGCUGGCGGGUUCAGAACAGCUGGGGGACGGCCCCCGGCGACAAGGGCUGGUUCGUGAUGAGCGAUGCCUGGGCAGAUGAGUUUGUGUACCAGGCCGUCGUCGAUCCUCGAUUCUGCAGCAAGGAGGUGAGAGACGUCUUGAAGAAGGAGCCUAUCGUGCUACCGCUCUGGGACCCCAUGGGUGCUCUCGCCUAG
This is a messenger RNA of Drechmeria coniospora, 1524 nucleotides long. Its product is annotated as putative LAP3-member of the GAL regulon. The coding region runs from base 1 to 1524 and encodes 507 amino acids. Lineage: Eukaryota; Fungi; Ascomycota; Sordariomycetes; Hypocreales; Ophiocordycipitaceae. The record is from RefSeq and is a predicted model, not a curated record. Gene Ontology annotation, molecular function: cysteine-type aminopeptidase activity. Gene Ontology annotation, biological process: L-homocysteine catabolic process; response to toxic substance; proteolysis. The transcript has 2 exons. Gene Ontology annotation, cellular component: cytoplasm.